This is a messenger RNA of Medicago truncatula (barrel medic), 1298 nucleotides long. RefSeq names its product FAD synthetase 1, chloroplastic. Gene Ontology annotation, molecular function: FMN adenylyltransferase activity. Gene Ontology annotation, biological process: FAD biosynthetic process; riboflavin biosynthetic process. The record is from RefSeq and is a predicted model, not a curated record. Lineage: Eukaryota; Viridiplantae; Streptophyta; Magnoliopsida; Fabales; Fabaceae. The coding region runs from base 52 to 1167 and encodes 371 amino acids. The transcript has 5 exons. Gene Ontology annotation, cellular component: chloroplast.
AACGAGAAAGCGGAAAGUGGUAGAAGAUUUGAGGAUGCGGAGGAAUACGCAAUGGUGUUGUUUUGUGUGAAUCGUAUUUCGCAUCAUUUUCGAGACUGUGAACUUCUCCAUUUUGGUGUUGGUUUCAGAUUUCAUAGUUUUCAUCUUUCUUUCCCACGCUCUCUAAAACCCUGUCUCCCUGGUAAUGCUAUCUCCGUUACCAAUAGAAGCAACGAAAACAAAUGCUAUUCUUCUAAGUAUUCUGGAGGAGCAGGAGAAAUUCCCCUUCUUUUCGAUUCUUCUUUCAGCCAACAAGAAGAUGAUCGUGAAAUUAUAUCCGACGGGAUAUCUGCAGUUGCAGGUGGAAUUGUGGCGCUGGGAAAGUUUGAUGCUCUGCACAUAGGGCAUCGAGAACUUGCAAUUCAAGCAUCAAGGGCUGGACCUCCAUUUCUUUUAUCAUUUGUUGGCAUGGCAAAAGUAUUUGGUUGGGAACAUAGAGCUCCCAUAGUCGCUAAAUGUGAUCGAAAGCGCGUUCUUUCAUCUUGGUUUCCUUAUUGUGGUAACAUGGUCCCAGAAGAGUUUGAGAUUGAGUUUUCAAGCGUGCGGCAUCUCAGUCCGCGACAAUUUGUUGAGAAGUUAGCAAAAGAGCUUAGAGUGCGUGGAGUUGUUGCAGGUGAGAACUACCGGUUUGGAUAUAAAGCAGCUGGUGAUGCAUCAGAAUUACAAAAGCUAUGCGAGGAGUAUGAAAUGGAAGCUUACAUAAUAAAAUCUGUUAUGGACAAGAACCAAUACUCAACAAAUAUAAAUUCCAGUAUUGGCUCCAAAGAGAGGGGUCAGGUCUCGUCAACCCGUGUCCGCGAAGCGCUUGCUGUAGGAGACAUGAGAUAUGUCUCAGAGCUUUUGGGUAGACAACAUCGUCUUGUAUUAAUGGCCACAGAUCGAGAAACGUUCAGCUUUAGCCAGUAUAAGGUGUCUGCUCCUAAAUCAUGCUUAUUGAAUCUAGCACCAAAGGAAGGUCUAUAUGAGAAGUGUUCACUUUUACUUGGUCAAGAAAAUGUUAUGCUAUGUAGGGUAAUUAUUGACAGCAAGUUUGUCCAUAUAGAAACAGAUUACGGCGGUUCGAGUGAUAUUUUUGGUACUCACGAUUUGCAGUACUUGCUUAUUGAAUUUGGUGAUUCCAGUACUUGAUUCAGUUUAGAUAAUGUUUCUAUUUAAAUUCUUAGUCUACUUAAUCGCAGAUGAUUCUUAUAUGUCCCGGAUGAAAAUUCUAAGUCUUAAGCUGAUAUAAGUGAGUAUAGCUUAUACCCUUUUUCCCUUAA